AUGGAGCAGCUUGUGAUAGUCACUGGUGCUAACAGUGGCAUCGGUCUGGCGUUGUGUCAGAGACUGCUCACGGAGGACAGGGGGCUUCGGCUGUGUUUGGCCUGCAGAGACAGCGAGGAAGCUGAGGCUGCCUACCGUGCCCUCAUCGCCUCCCACCCCGGCGCCCACGUGGACCUACUGAAGGUGGAUUUGGGCUCGGUCAAGUCUGUGCUCAGAGCUGCUGCGGAAGUCAGAGCCAGAUACAGCAGGGUUGAUUUUUUGUACCUGAACGCUGGAAAAAUGACCAAACCAAAAGUAGACUUAAAGGCAUUUUUUAAAGGAUUUUUUUCCAGGAAUGUGAUUCAUAUGCUUGAAACAGCCAAGGGGAUCCUAACUCAGGAGAACCGGGUUAACUCAGACGGGCUGCAAGAGGUUUUUGCCACAAACCUUUUUGGGCAUUUUCUCCUGAUCAGGGAGCUGGAGCCGCUGCUUUGUCAGUCUGACCACACGUCCAGGGUCAUUUGGACGUCUUCUGGUAACGCCUGGCGAUCUGCCUUCAGUUUGGAGGACUUCCAGCACAAACAAGGGAACGAGCCCUAUAGCUCAUCUAAGUAUGCCUCCGAGUUGCUCAGCCUGGCUCUGAACCGGCACAUGAACAGCCGGGGGCUUUAUUCAUCCGUUGUCUGUCCGGGUAUGGUGAGGACUAAAAUGACUGAAAGAAUCUUGCUCCCUGUCUUCUGGAUUCUAUUCAUGCCAAUAAUGUGGUUGAUGAGGAUAUUCACCAACACAUUCACCAUAACACCAUAUAACGGAGCUGAAGCACUGCACUGGCUGUUUCUUCAAAAACCUCAGUAUCUAGAUCCAAGGUCCAAGUAUUACAGUUUGACCUCCGUUCUUGGAAGAAACUACAUACAACCUCAAAAAAUGGACCUUGAUGACUCCAUGUCUGAGGAUCUUUAUUUGAAGCUGAUGGAACUUGAAAAUGAAGUUAAAAGAAAACUGUGACAUCAGAACCCUUUUGUAUUAUUACUGCGCAGCAUAUUCAUCUU
Periophthalmus magnuspinnatus is the source of this 1028-nucleotide messenger RNA. Its product is annotated as 3-keto-steroid reductase/17-beta-hydroxysteroid dehydrogenase 7-like. Gene Ontology annotation, cellular component: endoplasmic reticulum membrane. The record is from RefSeq and is a predicted model, not a curated record. Lineage: Eukaryota; Metazoa; Chordata; Actinopteri; Gobiiformes; Gobiidae. Bases 1 to 984 code for a protein of 327 amino acids. The transcript has 9 exons. Gene Ontology annotation, molecular function: 5-alpha-androstane-3-beta,17-beta-diol dehydrogenase (NADP+) activity; estradiol 17-beta-dehydrogenase [NAD(P)+] activity; 3-beta-hydroxysteroid 3-dehydrogenase (NADP+) activity. Gene Ontology annotation, biological process: cholesterol biosynthetic process.